AUGCCUCGCCUCAAACCAACAUCCACAUCACGGCGCUUCCACUGCUUCUCCAACAGCCUCCUCGCCUACCUCGUCCCCAUCUGGUCCAUCCUCAACUUCGCCCUCGUCCUCGUCUCCACCGCCGCCUGGAUCGCCGCACGCACCCGCAUCCUCGCCGGGCCCUGCAAAAACUCCUCCUAUGGCCAGGCCGGCGGCUGCGACUUCACCCGCUGGGGCCUCUACUUCUUCGUCUCCGCCAGUGCCACCAUCAGCACCUUGACUGCCACCUUCAUGGCCCUCACCUCCAUCCUGCGGCCCAAGCCCUCGGCCCUCGAUCCCAUCUGGGUCUUCCGCGGCGUCUUCUUCACCCUCAUCCCUCUUAUGACAAUCACUUGGAUCGGAUGGAGCACUCCCGAUAAGCCCACUGGAAUUCUCAAGUUCCCUCGCGAGUUUGACGAGUUUGUCCCGCCACGCCCUUUCCAGAGACCACUUCGAGGGAUCGGUGGCGGUUUCAUUUUCGAGGUGAUGGAUCCGUGGAAGGAGACACUCCCAGCUUUUAUACUGCUUCAUAUCAACUUGUUCAUCGGUGCUGUACUCGCCGGAUACUCUACCGCCGUCUGCCAUCCAAUUGCACCUCCAAAUACUCUGGCUCAUGCUUGUAAAGAUCGGACGUCUAAGGGCCUUGUUUUUCUCCCGGUUGCAUGA
This is a messenger RNA of Trichoderma virens Gv29-8, 684 nucleotides long. RefSeq lists its product as uncharacterized. The transcript has 2 exons. The record is from RefSeq and is a predicted model, not a curated record. Bases 1 to 684 code for a protein of 227 amino acids. Lineage: Eukaryota; Fungi; Ascomycota; Sordariomycetes; Hypocreales; Hypocreaceae.